Chionomys nivalis (European snow vole) is the source of this 2525-nucleotide messenger RNA. It is a transcript of the gene Mapkapk3, whose product is annotated as MAPK activated protein kinase 3. The record is from RefSeq and is a predicted model, not a curated record. The transcript is spliced from 11 exons. NCBI's taxonomy places the organism in Eukaryota, Metazoa, Chordata, Mammalia, Rodentia, Cricetidae. Gene Ontology annotation, cellular component: nucleus; cytoplasm. The coding region runs from base 237 to 1391 and encodes 384 amino acids. Gene Ontology annotation, biological process: peptidyl-serine phosphorylation; response to cytokine; protein autophosphorylation. Gene Ontology annotation, molecular function: mitogen-activated protein kinase binding; ATP binding; calcium-dependent protein serine/threonine kinase activity.
UAGCGGGGCCCCAAGUCCGGAUGACGUGCCGGGAAGGGGGGUGGGGGUCACGUGGCCCACGGGCGGCGAGACUCCGGCCCAGGGCGCCCCUCGGCUGCUGGCUCCCGGGAUCGCUAUCCCUUGCCCCUCUCGCGUGCUGCAUGGCUUCCGUCUAGUGCAUUGCCUCCAAGUGCGCCUUCGCCAGGUGCCUCUGGACGCGCCAGGCUGGGGCUACCUCCGAGCGCCCCGUGGGGGCCAUGGAUGGCGAGACAGCAGGGGAGAAGGGGAGUCUUGUGCCCCCGCAGGGUGCCCUCGGUGGACCCACCUCGGGCGGUGCUCAGGCGCUAGGUGUACGACGAGAGCCCAAGAAGUACGCGGUGACCGACGACUACCAGCUCUCCAAGCAGGUGCUGGGCCUGGGUGUGAACGGCAAGGUGCUGGAGUGCUACCAUCGGCGCACUGGGCAGAAGUGUGCCUUGAAGCUCCUGUAUGACAGCCCCAAGGCCCGGCAGGAGGUGGACCACCACUGGCAGGCCUCGGGCGGCCCCCACAUCGUGCGCAUCCUGGACGUGUAUGAGAACAUGCAUCAUGGCAAGCGCUGCCUCCUCAUCGUCAUGGAAUGCAUGGAAGGUGGUGAGCUGUUCAGCCGGAUUCAGGAGCGUGGUGACCAGGCUUUCACUGAGAGAGAGGCUGCAGAGAUUAUGCGGGACAUUGGCAGUGCCAUCCAGUUCUUGCACAGCCAGAACAUCGCCCACCGAGAUGUCAAGCCUGAAAACCUCCUCUAUACAUCCAAGGAGAGAGAUGCUGUGCUUAAGCUCACUGAUUUUGGCUUUGCCAAGGAAACCACCCAAAAUGCCCUGCAGACACCCUGUUACACUCCCUAUUACGUGGCUCCUGAGGUCCUGGGUCCCGAGAAAUACGACAAGUCAUGUGAUAUGUGGUCCCUGGGCGUCAUCAUGUACAUUCUUUUGUGUGGAUUCCCACCCUUCUACUCCAACACCGGCCAGGCCAUCUCUCCAGGAAUGAAGAGAAGGAUUCGCUUGGGCCAAUAUGGCUUCCCUAAGCCUGAGUGGUCAGAGGUCUCUGAAGAUGCCAAGCAGCUAAUCCGCCUGCUCCUGAAGACAGACCCCACAGAGAGGCUGACCAUCAUGCAGUUUAUGAACCAUCCUUGGAUCAAUCAAUCAAUGGUGGUCCCACAGACCCCACUCCACACAGCUCGGGUACUACAGGAAGACAAAGAUCACUGGGAUGAUGUCAAGGAGGAGAUGACCAGUGCCCUGGCCACCAUGCGGGUGGACUAUGACCAGGUGAAGAUCAAGGACCUGAAGACCUCUAACAAUCGGCUCCUCAACAAGCGGAGGAAAAAACAAGCAGGCAGCUCCUCAGCCUCACAAGGAUGUAACAACCAGUAGCUCACGGGGAGCCAGAGUGACAGACUGUGGUGUUCCGAGGAGGCUCUGGCCAGGAAGGGCCAGAGUCAUUUUUAUAACAAAAAGAUAAUUUUGUUGUCUUAAUGUGUCACAUUGAACUUGAGGAUAAAGAGCUUGGCCCAAGGGUCCCAGCCUAAGCUCAGACCCUAGAAAGCGUCUGGGCCCCCGGGAUGGGGAGCCCUCUGCUACAGCAGAAGCAACUUUGGCCACUGUGGCUUUGAGUGAGGCCACGGGUCUUCUACUUUAGCAAUUGGUCUUACUUCUAGGCCACUGGGAGUUGUGGCAGACCUACCUUAUUUCUACAGAGACACAUCCUGCUGUGUGGGCAGAUGGGUCUGGCCUUGAGAAACAUAUCUGACCAUUGGUUGCUAUGGUGACCAGAGGCCAUGUUGCUGUCUAUGAAUACUGAACAAAGGAGGAAGGAGGGAAAUCAGGAACCUACCUUCUUGGGGAGGUUUUUUUCUCUCACACUGGAUGCCCCUCCCCAGCCUCACUUCUGUUUGGUCUGCCAGAGGCUGUAUAGUCCAGCUUGCUUAUUUCUCGGUAGCACCAGCCCACAGACAGUCCGCUAGAGUCCCUGAGGCUAAGAAUCCCGUCACUGCCCCCUAAUCCCAAAGGUAGCUUCUCAUCUCAAUUGAAGGUGUGCGUAUGCAUGUUGGGGAGGUGGGUAUCCUUAACCUUUUUCCAUUUUGGAAAACAUCACUGUGACGAAAGCCCCCGUCUCUUCCCGCUCACCAGAUCUCAGGUAGGAAGAAGUCCCUCUCUGCUGAUUGCCAGGGCUAUUCUGGGGAUACUUGGCUCCCUGUUUUCCGAGACCUCGUUUUCUACUGGAGAUCAGACCCGAAAUGAUGAUGGGCUGACGAGCUACGCUCACGAGGUCUGAUCCCGACUCUAGCAUGAGUCAGAUCAGAGAGGGUCCUUCUUGGCUGACCCCAGACUUAGCCAGCUCUGCCCUGCCAUGUGCCAGGGUAGCCUCCAGGUGCUGAGUGUUUGAUAGAUGACCUGACAAGUGCCUGGCAUUCAGCCUUGUUCCUAGAUCCCGGUCUUUCUCACAGGCUGGGAAACCUAGCUCAUAACAGCUAGGACAAUACUGCUGGACUUUCUAUCCAGAUAUUA